Molecule: messenger RNA, 1690 nt
Organism: Saccostrea echinata
Lineage: Eukaryota; Metazoa; Mollusca; Bivalvia; Ostreida; Ostreidae
Exons: 4
Coding region: 1-1623 (540 amino acids)
Molecular function (GO): 2-oxoglutarate-dependent dioxygenase activity
Source: RefSeq, a predicted model, not a curated record
AUGAGACGUCAGUUUGAGAAAUGGAUAUUCGUUAAGGUCACAUUUAUACUAUUGUGCAUUUUGAAUCUCAUUUCUUGUGUGUAUGCACUAUCAGGAUGCUUCUCGCUAGAUUUUGUGUUAAGAAGAGCGAAGUCUUCAUGCAUUGUUGCUUAUGUGACUGGUGGAUGCAGUGUUGCUGAGUUAUCUAAUGAGUAUAAACUUUUUCAGUAUCUGCGAAACCUGCUGAUAAACAAUGAUCAAGGAAUCCUGAUUGGAUUUAUUGAUAUAAAUGAUACGUUGCCCGAUGGGACUAAAGUUUCUAGACAAUAUGAUGAAACUACAUGUGUUCACAUUGGGAGUGUGGUGUUGUUCGAGAAAAUACAAAAAGAUAAACAAGAAUUAUAUUCUAUUCCGCAAUCUCGAAGUAUCGUUCCUUUUGUUUAUAAAGGCAUAUUUCACAUUGAAAAGCUGACAGACUUUAUAAAUCAGGGUUGUAAUGCGUUUCUUAAUGCCACUGGUGGUUUAUCUAAACAAGGCCUUCAUCGUAAAGAAAUUCUGCGAUCGAAAUUUUACGUUAAAAAUGUUUCUUAUGUCCAGUCAAAAGAUGUAUUUUUGCAAAAGUGUUCUGAAAGUGAUAAAGUUUGUUUUUCUGAUCGUAAUUUGCAUGUUCAUGAUAUCCCAAGACUACCCGAAUGCGAGAGAAUCCCCCUUCCAACACGUGAUGAUUUUUUUCGCAAAUAUUUGAAAAAGUCCAGACCUGUAAUAUUCAAAAGAGUUUUAGAAGAAUGGCCAGCAUUUACGAAAUGGACAAACAAGUACUUACGAGAAAAAUUUGGCGAACACGAAGUUACGUUCCAGCUAACACCACAUAAUGAAUUUGAAAGAAUCGAACCUAUAAAUAUUUGGGAAAAUCGUGAAAAUUUCAAGCUUUCUCGAUCUUGUGCCGAUCAGAUCCCCUCACCUGAUCUAGUAAUGGUAAAUCCGGCUAUUGAAAAAAGAAAUCUUUCUGUUUUUAUGGACAUUUUGGAUGGAAUCUCUAAUGGGUCCAUUGAUAAUAUGUCUGCGUAUUUACAAUACGCCUCAAUUCCUCAGUAUCUGCCAGAAUUGGAAAAAGACAUUCGAGAAGAAAUGCUCUUCAAGGGCCUCUUAAAAAAGGAGAUGCUGAAUAUUUGGCUCAGCGAUGGAAGAACUCUUGGAAAAUUGCAUUUUGAUGCAUAUGAUAAUUUUCUUUGUCAGAUAAGUGGCAGAAAGCAGGUUAUUUUAUUCGAUCCUCACAACAAUCAUCAAUUGUAUGAAGGUCACAUCCAAGAAGCUAGCAUGUCGUAUAAUUUUACUUCGAAGUCAUUUCAAAGACUAUAUUUGAAAGACACUACGGUUCAGGUAUUUUCUCCCUUGGACAUCACAAACCCCAAUUAUACAAGAUUUCCAUUGUUUGGAGAAACCUACCCCAUGAACUGCACCAUAGAGGAAGGUGAUGUUCUGUACUUGCCCUCCUUUUGGUGGCAUGAAGUUCAGUCCUUUCCUAAUAUAACUGCAGGAAGGAAUCUAGCUAUAAACUUCUGGUAUGAACCGUUCUUAACUCGAGAUUACCCGUGUCCUGAGUGCCAACUAGAAGUCAAUCCAAACUACAGACAUCUUCUGUGAAUGUAUGACACACAUGUCCAGGGAGGAUGAAUUUUUAAGAAGCCAUGAGCCAGGGGCCUAGGAGACA